UACCCAUCGGCCAUCACUGCUCUACAGAGAUUAUAUUCGUUUAUUUUUUAAUUUAACAUUUUAAUAACUAUAAAUCAACAAAAAUUCAACAUAAAUAAAGAACUAUUUUUGAAGUAUAAAUUUAUUAAAGAAUAAUUAUCAACGAAAAAACCUUGAAAACAUCGAACUAUUAAUCAACAGAUGCAAGCAAUUAUCAAAUGCAAUAUUAUUGAAUAAACUAUCGUACAGUUGAUAUUGGUUGAUAAAUAUUGAAGAAAAAAGCACACCAUGAGUGAUGACGAUGAGUAUCUGGAUGAUGAAAAUGACCAAGACUUCGAUAUAAACGAGUACAGAAGUACCGAAGGAAGUGACGAUUCUAAUGAUUUUGAGAAUGACAAUGAAAAUUAUGAUCUAGAUGAUGAUGAAGAAAAAGGUGGUGAUUAUUUUGAAGAUGAAUCAAAAUAUCCUAGUCCAACAUCGCCAAACGGCCAUAGAUUUGAUAAAAAAUUCGUAUGCAUCAGGUAUCCAGGCAAUGUUAUUAAUCCUGAUAAGGCAGUUGAAACUUUAGGAGGUCUUGCCGCAAUUUCUACAGUUGUCAAUACUCCAAACCGCCGGUUGGAGCUCCGCUUUCGUCCUUCUGACACCUACUGCAAGCCAGCAUGUGGAGAUCGACACGAAAUGACUGGAUUUUUACUAAGAAUUAGAACGAAAAAAUCUCGUGUCCAAGCUAUCAACCAGGCUAGUCUCCAAAAACAACAUCUAGAAUUUCGUAAACUUGAACCAGUACCUCUACCAUCAAAUCCUGAACUUAGAAAAACUCUUGAAGAUUUAGAAAAUCAAAUAAAAAAUUGUUCUGUCGAUCCUAUAAUAAAUCAUCAAGAACGUCGUUCAACACUUGAGGAUAAAAAAACUGAAAAAACAGGAUUUCCAUACGGUAAAAGACCUUUACCUGAUGAUAUUUUACCAACAUUUGACAAAAACAAAUAUGAAGAUUUAUCAAAUGAUGUACAUUAUGAAUUACCAAAAUUAAAAAUACUUGGAAGAAUUGAAACUGAAUAUAAAUUUACAAAUCUAUGUGAUUUUCAAUUUCUUCCAGUUUUAAAAAAUCAAAAUACCUCAAAAAAUGAAUGUAUUUAUAAUGAAAUUUAUCCAAGUGGAAUACCAUCAUAUAAAUGGCUACAAAAAGACGUACCACAUUUUUUACCACCAGCUGUUUUUAGCCGAAUGGAUAGUGUUCAAAAUUACAGUUUAAAAACAGAAUCAAAAGAAACUGGUCCAGAAAAUAUAAUUGGUAAAACCCGUAAACGACGUGGUGGUUAUUCAAAUAAAAUAUCAUUUGGAACAGAAAAUGUUCCAACAGAGCCACCAGUUGGAAUUGAAAAUGCAAUGAAACUUAAAUUUUUAGGACAAUCACAUUUAGAAAAAAUAAGAAAAUUAUUUGAAGAAAGACCAAUUUGGUCGAGGAAUGCUUUGUUAUUUAAAACUAAAUUUUCUAGAGAACAAAUAAAAUUAAUAUUGCCUUGUGUUGCAUAUUAUUACACAAAUGGACCUUGGAGAAUGAUGUGGGUAAAACUUGGUGAAGAUCCUCGUAAUAAUCCAGCGUUAAGAAUAUAUCAAACACUGGAUUAUCGACGUAAGCAUAUGCAUGGAUUGGAACAAAGUAUCAAGGGAAAGAAAAGAUCACCAAAUAAUAUAUUACGAUAUAAAUCAACAACUGUUACUAAGUCAAAAAUAGCAUCGGUAUUGACUCAUAUGGGUGAAGAAGAUGAGACAGAUACUAACAAAAGACGAAAUGAAAUGAAAGAAGAUAUUUAUAUUUAUCGAGAGGGUAUAGUUCCACCUUCAAAACAAAUGUUCUAUCAGUAUUGUGAUGUUUUUGCUGAGGACAUUCAAUCAAUGCUUGCCAAACUACCUGAUCCUCAACCUGGUACAAAAUGUGAUGAAAAACAUGGAUGGUUACCAGUUGGUUUUAGUGAUCAAUGUCGUGAAAUAAUAAACAAACAUGUACGUGUUGUUUUACGUAAAAGAUCAAAUAUACCUGUUGAUUAUCCAACACGAUUACCACGUAAACGUCCAAUUGGUAAAUCUGUUAAUGUUAAACGAACUAGAGUUACAAGAAAACGCAAAGAAUCAUCAGAAUCUGAAUGGGAAGAUAUGUAACAUGGUAAAAUUAGUAAUUAAUCCACGUUUUCUGGCUAAGUUUAAGACUAUAUAGAUAUUAAAGAUAUUUUUUUAGAUAUAUAAAUUCAGUUAUUCAAGUUUACAAUUUAUUUAUUUAAUAUUGAGUAUUAAUGCGUAACUAAGAAAAAAUAUUACCCCAUUCAAAACCUAAUUGAUAUCAGUAAAUAAUAAAACAAUUUGAAUUCUUACAAAAGUUAGACCAGUUGUAAAAUGUAAACAGCUAAAGAAACGAAAAAAACAAUAUAAUCAAAGUAAUAAAUAAGAUGAGCAGGUAGAGAAAGAAAUUUACACUGACACCUACAUUUUUUUAUUACAACAUUAUCUACUUAUAUGAAUUUUUUUUUUUUUUUAUCAAAUUAAAUAAAAUUUUAUUUUUUAUUGAAUUGUAAUUAGAACAUUAUCUACUUAUAUGAAUUUUUUUUUUUUUUAUCAAAUUAAAUAAAAUUUUAUUUUUUAUUGAAUUGUAAU
This is a messenger RNA of Aphidius gifuensis, 2628 nucleotides long. It is a transcript of the gene l(2)37Cd, whose product is annotated as general transcription factor 3C polypeptide 5. Gene Ontology annotation, cellular component: transcription factor TFIIIC complex. Gene Ontology annotation, biological process: transcription initiation at RNA polymerase III promoter. The record is from RefSeq and is a predicted model, not a curated record. The transcript is spliced from 4 exons. Bases 268 to 2139 code for a protein of 623 amino acids. Lineage: Eukaryota; Metazoa; Arthropoda; Insecta; Hymenoptera; Braconidae.